Messenger RNA from Spodoptera frugiperda (fall armyworm), 1939 nucleotides. RefSeq lists its product as uncharacterized. The coding region runs from base 124 to 1638 and encodes 504 amino acids. The record is from RefSeq and is a predicted model, not a curated record. Gene Ontology annotation, cellular component: membrane. NCBI's taxonomy places the organism in Eukaryota, Metazoa, Arthropoda, Insecta, Lepidoptera, Noctuidae. The transcript is spliced from 11 exons. Gene Ontology annotation, biological process: transmembrane transport. Gene Ontology annotation, molecular function: transmembrane transporter activity.
UACUCUGAUUGCCUCAGUGGCAGUGAAGAUGCCAGUCAGAUAAUGUUUCGCGAACAAUAACGUCCGUUUAAAAUAAGUUAUUUUUUUAUAAUUAAUUAGUAUUAGUGUGUGUAUAUAGUGAAAAUGACAGUCAAGACUAACAGGGUGCCUUUUGAGGAGGCGCUGAACAUGACAGGGUUCAGUCGCUACAACCUGUACACCUUCAUGCUCAGUUCCAGCAUCAUCAUCGGCAUGACCUUCGAGAUCUUCUCCGUCUCCUACCUGGUACCAGCCAGUGCCUGCGAGCUGAACACCAGCAGCACACAGCAAGGCCUCGUGGCUUGCGUGCCUUUGAUCGGUACAAUCGCCAUGUCCCAUGUCUGGGGUUACCUGGCAGACACGAGGGGCAGACGGAAGAUCCUCAUAGUAUCGAUGACGAUCACCUACAUUGCUGGGACCUUGGCCGCCUUCUCGCCCAACUGGAUAGUUUUAGGCUUCCUGAAACUUCUGUCAUCAGCUUCUGUAUCUGGUUCCUACGCGUUGGCUGUGACGCUGCUCAGCGAGUGUACUCCCAUGGCUCGAAGAAGUUCCCUCGUCUUGCUGACCACCACCGUGCACUUGGCAUCUAUGGGAAUUAUGGCAGUGAUAGCAAUACCGGUUCUCCCACUGGCCUUCUCCUACCACAUUCCAUUCUUGGAUAUCCAGUUCAACUCCUGGCGGCUUCUGGACCUGAUCUUCGCGGUGCCUAGUGCCCUCAGCAUCAUUGGAAGUUUCUUUGCCUAUGAGAGUCCGAAAUACUUGGCCAGUGUUGGCCGGCAAGAAGACGCUUUGGCAGUUUUAAAAGGAAUUUACACCAUGAAUACUGGAAAAAGCGCGGACAAUUAUAAGGUGGAUGCUCUAGAAUUGGAUGAAGAACAAUCAUCAGCUCUUCACAAAGGUUUCUGGGGAUCCAUAGUGGCGCAGACAGUGCCAAUGGUCAAGCCGCCGUUACUGAAGCAUACUGUUCUACUCUCAUUCUUGUUCGUCAUCACUUAUAUCACAAUGAACGCCUUCUUCGUGUGGUUACCUUUCAUAGUGAACGCAUUCAUGACGUCAGUGGUGGCUGGGCAGAAGGACCUCACCAUCUGUGAGAUGAUCAGACUCACACACUCACUCAACUCCACAUCGACAGUCCAGCCACAAGACUGUUCGAUGAACACGGAAGCAAUGUCCCUGGUCUUCGGCAUCACCAUGUUCCUGGCUGUCGGUAACCUCUUCAUGAGCAGCAUCAUCAAUUGCAUCGGUAGGAAGCGACUGGUCAUCGGCAUACAGAUGGUAGCUGGCCUAUCAGCCCUGCUCCUCAACUUCAGUCCCUACUGGAUCCUGAGUGCCAUCAUGUUCAUGAUAUUCUUGUCUGCCAUCUUUAAUUUCGGCUUCAUGAACACGUACAGCGUCGAUGUAUUCCCCACUUAUGUCAAAGCUAUGGCAGUGUGCCUCACCCUGAUGGUAGGUCGUGCUAGCGCUGUGAUUGGUAUCAACGUGCUCAAACGGCUGCUGGAUAAUAACUGUGAAGCCGCCUUCUACAUCUAUGGAUCCAUUGCUUUUGGUGGUGGCAUAGUCGCCUUCCUUCUGCCUUCUGAUGAGAAGAUAAAAUCACAGAAGAAACCUUUACAAACUUGAUUUUCUUAGUAUUAAUACAAUAUAAUGAGUAUUUGCCAUUUGUAUGAGAUUCAAUGUUUCUUUCGUCUUAAGAUUGCUAUCAACAUUUCUUAAGGCGCUUCUUUAAUAGUACAAAUAUUUUCUUUCAUGUUUUUUAGUAAAUUUGUUUUUGAUAAUUUUGAUAUUGUUAUGUUAAAUCAACAUUAUUGCAGGUUAGGUUAUUUAUUUAUUAAUCACAUUGAACUAUGAGCUGUGACUGUGUGUAACUGUAGAUAUAUUUUGUAGUUUUUAAAGAGUUAAAAUAAAACUUGAGUAUUAUUAA